Beta vulgaris subsp. vulgaris (sugar beet) is the source of this 1534-nucleotide messenger RNA. Its product is annotated as clathrin light chain 2. Gene Ontology annotation, molecular function: clathrin heavy chain binding; structural molecule activity. The coding region runs from base 271 to 1266 and encodes 331 amino acids. Lineage: Eukaryota; Viridiplantae; Streptophyta; Magnoliopsida; Caryophyllales; Amaranthaceae. Gene Ontology annotation, cellular component: clathrin coat of trans-Golgi network vesicle; clathrin coat of coated pit; plasma membrane. Gene Ontology annotation, biological process: clathrin-dependent endocytosis; clathrin coat assembly; intracellular protein transport. The transcript is spliced from 3 exons. The record is from RefSeq and is a predicted model, not a curated record.
CAUCACCAUCUUAAAGAGGUGGAAACAAGUGGCAAACUAUAGGGAAUAAAUGUAGCAGAAAAAAGAGGCAGAAAAGGUCAAGCAUCCAAAUGUCGUUGCCACCAUUUUUGGCUCUGAACACACCUCUUCCUCUUCUCAAUCCCAUGGCAACAAAGGCUAGUUAGGAGAGAGAAAACAUAAUCUAGCAAUAAAAAAAAUGGCAUUCAACAGAACCUUCUGAGAUCAAACAGAAAGAGAGUGUGUGUUUUUAAGUGGAGAGAAGACAAUAUAAUGUCAAUGUUUGAUGGGAUGAGCACCGAGGGCGUAGACGACGUCGCUCAACCUGACGACACCACCACUCCGUUCGACGAUUAUGGUGGUUAUGAUCCUAACAGUUACCCUGUUAGCGGAGACGAUCUGUCCGCCGAAUAUCAGGAAUACAGCGCGUCGAACAACGUUGCAUCGCCUUUCGAAGCGGAGUUGAAUGAAGAGCAUGACAAUGAAGAUGAAAACCAGCGUAAUGAGUUAGAUGAAGCGGUUUUUGCUUCAGCAGAUGAUAAUGGGAGUACGCCUGUUCUUCCUCCUCCCUCUCAAAUGGAACCUGAGGAAGGUGCUGCUUUUCGCGAAUGGCGUCGCCAAAAUGCCAUUCACCUCGAAGAGAAGGAGAAGCAUGAGAAGCAAAUGAGAAAUCAGAUAAUUCAGGAAGCUGAUGAGUAUAAACUUUCGUUUUAUGAGAAAAGAAAGCUCAAUUGUGAGGCUACGAGGACGCAGAACAGGGAGAGGGAAAAGCUAUACUUGGCGAAUCAAGAGAAGUUCCACAAAGAAGCUCACAAACAUUACUGGAAAGCAAUUGCUGAAAUCAUUCCACGGGAAGUUCCGAAUCUUGAGAAGAGAGGAAAGAAAGAUGGAGAUAAGAAACCCACGGUGGUGGUUAUCCAAGGACCAAAACCAGGAAAGCCCACUGAUCUUUCUCGAAUGCGUCAAAUCGUUCUGAAGUUGAAGCAGAAUCCUCCACCCCAUAUGAUGCCUCCCCCUCCUACUCCUUCCAAAGAUGGAAAGGAUGGGAAAGAAGAAAAAGAUAAGGAUGGGAAGGUAGCAAAGCAAGAUUCAAAAGAUGAUGAAAAGGCCGAGAAGAAAGACAUUGUACCAACCUCUGGUGAGAAAGCUGCCGAAAACAUGUCCAAUUCAUCUACUGAUAAUGUCGAGAAAGCUGCUAAUAACACGGAUGGAGAGUCCAAACCAGAGAAUCAACUAACACAAGAUGCAGAGCUAGUACCUUCUGCAUGAUGACCAACCUUUUUCUUCUAGUAUUAUUUAUUUCACUUGAUAAGCCUCUGCCAGAGGUUUUGGUCAAUUCGUUGUUCAUAUUUGCAGUUUUGCUGUCGGAGUGAUUCUUGUUUACUCUCUAGCAUUGAGAAUAACCUUAAUUAGAUCAAGAUGUUGGACGUUCAACAGUAUUUGCUAUCUAUUUUUAUUAGUUAGGAAAUUAUAUUCUUUUACAUGGUUAAGAAUUUUAUAAAGGAUGGUACCACUUUGGUGGAUGAGUUUUGUUAAA